AUGCAUCCCUCGGUCAUCCUUCUUGUCCUUGCCCUUGUCCUCACAAUUUGGCUCUCCGAACACCGGGGAACUGCAACCGUGGUUGAAGACUUCAACCAUGUUGAGAGAUGCAAGGACUCGCUGUAUAUGGGCACCCCACCGCGAGGCUUCAGAGCUGACAGGCUCAAGAAGAUCUGCCAGCGCUAUGCUGACAAACCCAGAUUCGUAACCCUUUACGACCCCCAAAACCGCAUCCCAGUUUACUCUGCGUACUCCUUCAAGAAAACAGAGGGUGAUCGGCGUGUGGACUACCCCUGGAUGUAUGAGCCUCAGCUUGCAGAGCUUGAUGGGAAUGGGAACAUGUUGCCGUUCCCCACCGGAUACUUACACAUGAAGUUUGAGGACAGCCAGGCUGUUUUGGAUGACUACUCCGACGUGGUUCUGUACGAGCGAGGCCAUCUGAAUCCAGACCAGCACCAGUCAGACCCCCAGGACCGAGCGGCUACCUACACGCUCACCAACGUCGUGCCAGAAAUCCGCGAGUUCAACAUCGGUCCGUGGCGCCAACACGAAGAGCGCAUCCGCGUGCGCCUCAACAACUUCUGCCGGGGCACAGCCUUCAUCAUAACUGGGGUUACCACUACCGGAAACAUGAUCCGACGCAACAACCAGGACCGUGUUGCCAUCCCCGAAGAUGUGUGGUCUGCCUACUGCUGCACCGAUUACGACCGGAACGCGCCACACAUCGUGCGCGUCCGCUUCCCGACCCAAGCGGCCCUCGCCAAGAAUGCAAAGGAGGGGAACACAGUCCAAGAGCUCUCAGUGCUGGAUCUGGAGAGUUACCUGACAAACAGAAUGGCUGUAGACAAGAACUUCCAGCUGUUCUAUGAUAACUGCAUCUCACCUUCACCUCUUCCUCCAUACCUUCAUCAUACCAACUGA
This is a messenger RNA of Rhinichthys klamathensis goyatoka, 921 nucleotides long. RefSeq names its product endonuclease domain-containing 1 protein. Gene Ontology annotation, molecular function: nucleic acid binding; metal ion binding; hydrolase activity. The transcript is spliced from 2 exons. NCBI's taxonomy places the organism in Eukaryota, Metazoa, Chordata, Actinopteri, Cypriniformes, Leuciscidae. The record is from RefSeq and is a predicted model, not a curated record. Bases 1 to 921 code for a protein of 306 amino acids.